CAUCAGACUCCGCUGGGCAUAAAGGAGGCUCCUAUGGGCUAGAGGGAGGCAGACGCGGGGACCAUGGAGACCCAGAAGGCUAGCCUCUCCCUGGGGCUGUGGUCACUGCUGCUGCUGGGCCUAGUGAUGCCUCCAGCCAGUGGCCAGACCCUCAGCUACCGGGAGGCUGUGCUCCGUGCGGUGGACAACUACAACCAGCAGUCCUCCGAGGCCAACCUCUACCGCCUCCUGGACCUGGACCAGCCACCCACGGAGGAUGAGGACCCAGACACCCCAAAGCCUGUGAGCUUCACGGUGAAGGAGACCGUGUGCGCCAAGACGACGCGGAGGCCCCCGGAGCAGUGCGACUUCAAGAAGAACGGGUUGGAGAAGCAGUGCAUGGGGAUUGUCAUCCUGGACCAGGCCGGGGGCAGCUCCGACAUCAGCUGCACUGCGAUCGGGCGCGCCAAGAGCACCAAGCUGACUGGGCUCCUCCGAAGAGGUGGUGAGAAGCUUGCGGAGAAGUUUGAGAAAAUUGGCCAGAAAAUCAAGAAUUUUUUUCGGAAGCUCUUACCAGAGACAGAGUCCUAGGGUCUGCCCAGCCAUGGCUCAGACUUCUGGACUCUGAAAAAUAAACUCUAUGAAAGCAACUGCC
Molecule: messenger RNA, 634 nt
Organism: Tupaia belangeri chinensis (Chinese tree shrew)
Lineage: Eukaryota; Metazoa; Chordata; Mammalia; Scandentia; Tupaiidae
Product: cathelin
Exons: 4
Coding region: 64-570 (168 amino acids)
Biological process (GO): innate immune response; defense response to Gram-positive bacterium; antimicrobial humoral immune response mediated by antimicrobial peptide
Cellular component (GO): extracellular region
Molecular function (GO): lipopolysaccharide binding
Source: RefSeq, a predicted model, not a curated record